CCCUGGUCCUGCCGAGUGAAGACGGGCGCGGUUAUCACCUCUACCAUCAGACCGCCCCAAGGAAGUAUGAGUAUCUCGUAUCAAAACCUGGAUCUAAAAAAGGAGUGAUUUUGCAUACUUCCAGGCGCUUUCGUACUCCUAAUAAGACGCAGAGAUUGUCGAUGUUGGAGUAAUACACUUCCAGCGAAUGUAUACACAAGAAAGCAAAGUAGUUACCCAUGCUUACCAUCCCCUCCACGCCCCUCCCUUUACCCUGCCACUCAACCACCCAACUCCAUACGGAAGGACAUAAUGAGGUUUCUCCACCGAAAAAAAAAAAAAAAUUGGAUGACAAAUUACUACGCUUCUGCUAAACAACAACCGUUGAUGCUAUCGAGCAGGAUAGAACAUUCCACAUUAACCGAUUGGUUUAUUGAUUACCCUCUAUUUUUUGGAGGGGGGCUCCCAAUAUAGUUCGAUAAAUAAUUUAUUCCAUCCCUUACCCUGCCGAAAUCCGACAACGACAACGCGUGACAACCAAACAAGCGUGUCGCUCACUCCACCAUUUUCGUUUUCCCUCGAUUCUGUAAUGACCUUCCGGAACAUAGUUUGCGGUGGUUUUUGUGGCCUGAUUUCAAACACCAAGCGGGCAUAACGUCCAAAAGCAGGUUAGAGGUAAACAAACAAAUUACUUGCCUAACUUAAGGGGUGGAGGGAAACUGCCUAGCGCAUCGGGGCUUGUAGCGCUUAGCGAAGUAUAUAUAUUUUAUACCGGGAUGACACACAUUUGCAGAUGAUGGGUCGUGCACGCGGUGAAUCCGUGACGGGUUGUCAUUUGCCAAACCAACCGACCAUGCCCAUUGGGGUUUCGCACGCGUCGGUCGUCCUUCGUGAGCUUGUUUACUGUUUUAUGAACCUACUACUACUGCAAGGCAGGGGUUGUGUGGGGCUUCCAAGGUAGGGUAACUGGCGUUGUGUACUGUUUUACGGGUUAAACCAUGCCCUACCUUACCUUACUGUCCCGAGCAGGAAUCGACGGGUGUAAUCAUGAUGAUUUGACAUAAAUCAUUUGUCAUUGCGGAUAUGUAUACUACGCGGAAGAUAUAUCCACACUGGUGGAUUAGUGUCGUUUUGGUUUAGUUUCCAAUAAAGCGUGGUUUUCGGUUGGAUUAGUCCUCGUAACGCACGCAGUGCAAUGCGGAAGGUGUAUCGAUCCGAUAAAGACUAGAUAAGGACCAAUUGUGUCUGUGUCCUUCCAGCAUUUGACGCUCACUCAAAAAGUUUCCUAGUGUGCGGGUAUGCGGGAAACGGACGAAACUUGCUAGAUCGAAACAUUCAAGGGCUUUCCACCGUUUUCCUUGGAUUCUCCGCCAUCUUGUCUACCCUUCGUUAGGUUUCCUCCCGACCGCUGAAGGCAUUCGUUGGCUACUUGUGGUGCGAUACUGGCAGAAGUCAAGCAAGAUGUCAAACGUUGCAGCAGAAGAGUAUUUCACUUAAAACAAUACAGCCCAAUUGUCCUUGGAAAGUUUUGCCAGAAUUUGUUACCGGGAAGUGAUGGAGCGUUACUCGCCGUGGGGCCGGAAGGGGGGCGGCGCACCGAACGAUACGAUUCGCAUGCGCAACAUACAGCUGCAGGGUCUGUAUCCGGAGACGAAGAAUGUAAGUAUCCUUCCGCAAGAUCUCCGGAACCCGGUGUCGGUGGGACGUACGCGGGGUGUCGGUGCGGGCGGUGGUGGAGCACCGAUCCGUAGCGCAUCCGGGCAGAUCGUGACCGGCCUGACGGACGAUCCGAUCAUCAGCUUUAACGACGCCAACCGGUACCACGUGGAUAACGAGCUGCGGUACAAGACGUCGCCGGCCCAGAAGCAAACGUACCGGGCAGAGCUGGACCGGAUCGUGGCGGAGAAGGAAAACCGGGCGCGUAAGACGCGCAGCUCCGAGCUGGCCGAAUGUCAACCGCAAGCGGGUGGUGGCGCAAGCCGGCCGAACGGUGGCCCUUGGGGGAAGCCGGGCCCGGGCGGGAAACCGUGGCGUCCGCCGAAGAACGUUGGCCACAACUUCAUGAAGUCGAUGGGCUGGACGAACAAGGAGACGCUGCAGGAUCUAGACCUGGAGCUGGUGAACAGGAUGCAGCGCCAGCUGGAGGAGGAGAAUCGCUUCCUGAAGCGCUUCUCCAACUGCUGCUCACGGUGCGUCUGUCAGUGCAUCAGCAAUAGCCUGGAGCAGGCCCCUGCUGUGGGCGGCAGUGCGGGUGCGGGCCGGGAUGCGAUCAAGUAUCACCCAUCACCACCUGCAACUGCACCAGGUUUGCAGGCUCUGCCGGCACCACCACCACCACCACCACCGCCACAAGCCGGACCACGUGUUCCAAGGCUCUGCAAUCAAAGCCAGCAACAGCAGCAACAGCAACAACAGCAACAACAGGCAGGGGCGGGGGGUGGGCGGCGCAAUGGCGGGCGGGUUCCGCCGACGCGCAACUGUAUGAUAACAGGUGGCGUGGAGUUGGUGCCACUGCUCGCCAAACGGCGCUCCCAACCACGUCCCAUCAGCCUCGGCACAACCGACGUCACCAAGAUCGAUAAGUACACCGCAAACGGUAGUCUGGCCCGGCGCACCGACGACGGCUACCUGACCGACCUGUGCAAUCAGAUGAGCCAGAAGCAGCGGAAGGUGGAAACGGUGCGGGCGAUGGAGUUCGAGACGAGCCGGCAGCACUUCGAGACGUGGAGCUCGUUCUGGGGCCGGCCGGGCCACGGUGCACCACUGCCGAACAAGAACAAGCUCAACCUGGACAAUCUGCUUUACAAAUCGCGCCGCUAAAGCAGAAUCUGUACCAAUCUUGCAACCACUCCAAACUCGACACAAGCAACUGCUGCUCCAGCUGAACCAGAGAGCGAUCACACGACUCGAAAGGAAGUCACUGUGAAUGUAGGAUACCGAGCGCAGAGAAAGCAAAACACACACUACCGGCUAGUGUUCUAGGUAGCUCGUUCUGCUAGAGUACUUGAGUAGAUCUCGAUUGCGAUAGCAAACAGCGUGCGCCAAAAACCUGUUCCCACACAUACACCAACCACAGACACGGAGACCAUGAAGGCAGGUAAAACUAAUUACGACAAAGGCAAUUUUCUUCACUUGCCGAACGGACGCAAGUGAGUGCAAAGUUGUUUCGCUUUCACCCGAAAUUGACAAUUGAGAGAGAGAGAGAGAGAGAGAGAGAGAGAGAGAGAGCGAGUGAGACAAUUAAUAGAAACGCGCUCCAUCCUUUGAAUCGUUAUCUCCAUCGCAUUGUAUAUAAAUGUACAACGGAUCAGUGAGUGAGUGAUGCAAAAAAGGGGGCAACUACUAGUGCUAGUGUUAGUAGGUAGCACAGCCAGAACUAGACAGCAAAAGGCACAAAAGCCGAAACCGUCACACGGAAAGAGACAACCGACCGAAACGAACCGAAGUGCUCGAAAUGCACUCGACGAGUAGUAGUAGCAGUCAACACCAAGCGUCACGCUUAGUGUCAACAAAAUUGUUGACAGUUGGGGUACGCGUAGAAAACCCACGUUCAAAGCAAAAUAUGGUAAUUCUAUGUUCGGACAUCGUUAGGAGAUGGUUGAUUGUUGUUAAUUUUUUUAAAAAGAAUUCAGUAGUCUAUCGCGUUACGUUUCUUAACCAUUCCAUUCAUCAUUAAACUGUUUCUUGCUUGUCCUAAAGCUUUAAAAAAAAGGACAGAGGUGUGAAAACAAAAAUCGUACAACGAUAAACAGGUGAUGCGUUCUUGUUACACUUUAAACCCGAUCCUCACACAGUUGGUAGAGGUUUGUGGCGAAGUUGAGCGACAGGUUAAGGAAGUUAUAUCAUAUUAAAACUGCGUUCAUGUUCGCACAUUAAUGUAAAUGUAUCUAUCGAAAUGAAACCCAUUCUUCUGGCUAGAUGUAUCAGCAAACGUGCUUAAACCCUUCUUCAAGAUAUCUGCAAGAUACCCAAGCGAACAAACAGUGUUUAGUGCAGGUUUACCGAAAAUAUCGAUUCGCGGAAUGAUGCUUCCAGUUUAAGUGAAAUAUACAAGCGCCUGAUAAUAAACAAACCCCCAAAGCGUGAGGAAU
Messenger RNA from Anopheles stephensi (Asian malaria mosquito), 4070 nucleotides. RefSeq lists its product as uncharacterized. Bases 1534 to 2799 code for a protein of 421 amino acids. Gene Ontology annotation, biological process: positive regulation of cytokinesis. The record is from RefSeq and is a predicted model, not a curated record. The transcript is spliced from 4 exons. Gene Ontology annotation, cellular component: microtubule; centrosome; spindle pole. NCBI's taxonomy places the organism in Eukaryota, Metazoa, Arthropoda, Insecta, Diptera, Culicidae.